AUGACACAGAAUGGGACAACUUCUUUCCAUGGCACCGCAUACACCAACGGCGUUGUGUCAGCAACGCUCCUGGCGGCCAACCUGGAGUUGAGCUUCUGGGGCGGAGUCAACCCUAAAACGGGUGAAGUCAUCGAUCGCUUCCAUCCACUAAGUGGAUGCCUUUUACAAGAUACUAUCUUGGCUAUCCCCGGUGGGAGGGGAUCGUGCGGUGGUAGUGUGAUCAUGAUGGAGUUGAUCCUCAAUGGGCUUGGUCCUAAAGCUCUGAUUUUCAAGCGACGAGAAGAGAUCAUUACACUUGGGGUUAUUGUUGCUGAAGAAUUCUUUGGCAAGACCGCUCCGGUAAUUGUAUUGAGGCCAGAGGACUUCAACCAAGUUCUAGGUUGGAAUGGGACUACUGUUUAUAUUCAUCAAGACAAAGUCUCAAAUAGACCCUUACAAUUAAGCCCUCCAGAGCUUCACCGCGCCACCUUCGAUAUCAGCAACAUUAAAGUUCAACUGUCCGACUUCGACAAGGCUACCAUCGAGGGUGCCAACGGAGAGGCCACUAGGAUCUCCAUGAAGGUUCUAGCUCGGGUGGCUGACAUGAUGGGCGCCCAAGAGAUGAUGGAUGUGAGCCAAGCCCAUGUUGAUGGUGCCUGGUACGGCCCAGGAAGCGUCGCCUUUGCCAAGAGGCUUCGUGAUUGGGGUGGAAGGUUUCGGAUUCCUUCCACUAUUAACUCUCUUAAUAUUGACCAGCGCCACUGGAGAACCUUAGGGAUCGAUGCAGAGUUUGGCUCAACUUGUGAUGAGUUGACACAAGCCUUCCUCGAUAUGGAUGGCAAGGUGUCGUUCACAUGUGCCCCCUAUCUACUCGAGACCGCUCCCAAGCUAGGGGACUCUAUAGCUUGGGGAGAGUCCAAUGCCGUCAUCUACGCGAAUAGCGUCUUGGGUGCUAGGACUCUCAAGAACCCAAAUAUGCUUGAAAUUCUUAUUGCCUUGACGGGAAGGGCCCCAAAGGCAGGGGUAUUUCUGGAUGAAAAUCGUAUAGCAGAGUUACAUGUACACGUGCGGCCAUUCAGAAGUAUCGAUAGCUCUUUCUGGCCUGUUCUGGGCUAUGCACUUGGAGCCGCUGCAUCUACACGCAUUCCUGUUAUUACCGGGCUCGAAGACAUGAAACCUUCCACCACGGACUUCAAAGCUUUCUCCGCGGCCUUUGCUACAUCAUCGAGCGCAGCCAUGUUCCACAUGGUCAAGCUGACUCCCGAGGCCCCAACCCUCGAAGCCGUAUGCGGUGGCGAAGUGCCCCCACGGAUCAGUCUCGGUUGGAAGGAAUUGAGUGAUUGUUGGUAUGAGUUCAACCACAGCUCUGAGUCUCGUCAGGUCGACCUCAUCUCCUUGGGCAAUCCACACUUCACAUUGCAUGAGAUCAAGGACCUCUCUAUCCUUUGCCGAGGAAAAAAUAAGCACGCGGAUGUAGCAGUUAUAGUAACCUGUGGCCGUUCAGUGCAUGCCCUUGCCUUACAAGCAGGCUACGUGAGAGACCUUGAAGCGUUUGGCGUGCAGUUCCUUACGGAUACAUGCUGGUGCUCAAUAGAGGAGCCCAUCAUUCCAACGAAUGCAAAAGUCAUCAUGACAAACUCGGGCAAGUAUAUCCAUUACGGGCCAGGGCUCACCGGGAGACAGUUCUGUUUUGGAAGCUUGGAGAUGUGCGCAGAGGCGGCAAUAACAGGAAAAAGCACCGGGAUGCGACCUGAGUGGUUGCAGAAGGCUAAUUGUAUGUAG
This is a messenger RNA of Fusarium odoratissimum NRRL 54006, 1761 nucleotides long. RefSeq lists its product as uncharacterized. The record is from RefSeq and is a predicted model, not a curated record. The transcript has a single exon. Lineage: Eukaryota; Fungi; Ascomycota; Sordariomycetes; Hypocreales; Nectriaceae. Bases 1 to 1761 code for a protein of 586 amino acids.